Thermochaetoides thermophila DSM 1495 is the source of this 1218-nucleotide messenger RNA. RefSeq lists its product as uncharacterized. Lineage: Eukaryota; Fungi; Ascomycota; Sordariomycetes; Sordariales; Chaetomiaceae. Bases 1 to 1218 code for a protein of 405 amino acids. The transcript has a single exon. The record is from RefSeq and is a predicted model, not a curated record.
AUGGAAUCGCAGCAAACCCCCGCUCAAAAGAAUGCGUCUGCUCGGCGACGUGCAAAGCGGUCCGUCAAUUCCCCAGCGGCUCGCAAGAACUAUGCCUCCGAGAACGACAUCCCCAGCUGCGAGCCUUCGUUUCCCCUCGAGCCGUUUACCCCCAAGAAGUCGGUAGCCAAUUCCCCGGCACUCUCAUCCCAGCCAGCCCAGGCCAAGUCGAAGCCUCGGAAUGGCAACAAGUCGCGUCCGAGGCAGGUGACCUCGCCAGGCCCCUCCAGGCAGGGUAGGACCACACCUCCAAACACGGCUCCGUCCAAGCCGGCUGCAGCACAGGCUUUUGCUGGCGGAACCUUCCAUGCAUCUCCCGCACCGUCCUCGCUUCCAAUCCCAAGCUUUCUCUCCAAGGCCUUGGAUUCCCCUUCAGUUCAGGCUGCAAGCCGUGCCGGACGAGAGCCAUCGCCCCCGGCUACCGACACGGAGGCUGCUCCUACCCCUCAACAUCGUGUUCUGACGGCAUACAACGCCCACGAAGAGUCGCCCUUGGACAUAUUUUUCCGCGCAGACAGGGCUGAGAAGGAGCGUGCGCGGCGGGCGAGCUCGGCUAAUAUCUACGCCUCUACCCCGGGCUUCCACUCUCCCGCAGCUCAUGUCAACUCUCCAUCCGAGCCUAGGACGGUUCCGAAUGGGUUGUUUGGCAAUGGGCGCGAUCGUCGGCCGGGAUACCAGCGGAAUCCUUCAUCCGGCAUUUCAAUCAGCGAGUUGGACGGCACCCCCGGCAGACCCCUAGGCCCGGCUUUUGCAACACCAUAUCAGGAACGAAUUCGGGCAGCACGAGCCUCGGAUCAGCAGCAACGGGCACCAGCUCCUGUGCCGGCAGUCGCCCAAUCACAUGUCCCGACUGAACAACCGGCCUCGACUUCGGAGCUCACUGAAAAACUCAAGCGCUUUCUUGCAAUUUCCCCGGUCCAGGGCCAGAAUGGCGUCCAGCAGCAGCCUCAACAGUUAUCGCCACCAUUUCUGUUUGCUCCUGCUCAGAUUACUCCCAGCUCGACGAGUUCAGUACCAUCAGCAUCUGCUGUCUCGACCUCGGCAAUGGGUUCUGAAUCUAUCACAAGCCGCUCGCCAGAUAUUAGACAGAUGGAGGACAGUCUGCGCCGGAUCCUGAAGCUCGACUCGGGGAAUGCCAUUCCACAAAUGGCCAAGGAGGAGAAUCGCCACAUCCAGUGA